Messenger RNA from Aaosphaeria arxii CBS 175.79, 1008 nucleotides. Its product is annotated as HET-domain-containing protein. The record is from RefSeq and is a predicted model, not a curated record. The transcript has a single exon. Lineage: Eukaryota; Fungi; Ascomycota; Dothideomycetes; Pleosporales. The annotation marks the transcript as partial.
AUGUCGGAUAUUUUCCUGCCGACCAGGGUGCUUGACCUCGGCGAGCCGGGCCAGAUUCCACUUGAUGCGGAUGUGCGGCUCUACGAAACCGGGGGCAAUAUCCAGGGCAUGUACAUGACACUGAGCCACUGCUGGGGAGGCGCAUUGCCCAUUAUGACUUUGAGUGGAAACCUGGAGGCGCACAAGCAGAAAGUAUCAUGGGAAAAGCUGCCUCGAACCUUCCGUGACGCCAUCCGAGUCACGCGGAGAUUGGCAGUUCGAUAUCUCUGGAUAGACUCCCUCUGCAUAAUCCAGGACGACAAGAAUGACUGGCUCGUGGAGGCGGCAAGAAUGGGCCGGGUCUACCAGGAAUCCUAUUUGACCAUUGCUGCCACGGCGGCCCCCAACGGCGAUGGUGGCUUGUUUCCAUCGUCUUCGGCCCCUGCAAAGACACGGUUUCACGAGUUGAAGCCAAGUUCGACAGGCCAGCAAGGUCAAGACGUUGACGAGAGCAGCAUGUUCCUGCGCCGCCAGCUCAACCACGACGCCUUCUCCACCUUCUCGCCCGACGGGCCACGCCUUCUCACUAGAGGCUGGGUGUACCAGGAAAGAGUCUUGUCGCAGCGGGUGAUACACUUCUCCGACGACGAGCUGCUCUGGGAGUGCAGAGGUCGCUUCGCGUGCGAGUGCGGCUCCGCCCAGGCCAGGACAUCGCAGAUCGCCACGGUCAAGCAGGGCCAAGCCGACGGCCGGGCCGGCAGCACAUGGCGCGUCGGGUACUCGGCCGCGAACUCGGCCGGCUACAAUUUCGACGACCACGUGGCGCACAACACGGGCGAAGCCGUCCACCGGCCCAAGCGGUACCGCGCCAUGGUCUCCGACUACACUCGGCUCCACCUCACCUUCGCGCGGGACCGGCUGCCUGCCUUUGCUGGCAUUGCCCGGCUGUACGGCGGCGCCGGUCGUGGGGACUAUGUGGCUGGGCUUUGGACCGGCAGCCUCGCCAGCGACCUGCUGUGGGAAGUGGCG